CCAUCCCGUCAUUCCCAGCGGAGAGCAGUAGAGCAGCACUGACGCGGAGGCUGUAGAGCGGCAGGAGGGAAGAGCAAGGCCGAGGCCGAUGAUGUCGGAGAAGAAGCAGCCCGUAGAUUUGGGGCUUCUGGAGGAGGAUGACGAGUUCGAGGAGUUUCCUGCCGAAGACUGGGCUGGUUUAGAUGAAGAUGAAGAUGCACACGUGUGGGAAGACAACUGGGAUGAUGAUAAUGUUGAGGAUGAUUUCUCCAAUCAAUUAAGGUCACUUGAAAACAUUCAGUACAUGCAAACAAGUAAAACAAAAAUGGUGCAGGCUAGAAUCCCUAAAAGCUGAAUUAGAAAAACAUGGCUACAAAAUGGAAACUUCAUAGCUUCCACUGAUAAUGUCGUCUGAGAUUGGACUGUAAACUGAACUGAGAUGUAUGGAAUGCAAGAUGGAAGAUCAGGCACUGGACUGUCUAUUGUUAUCUAAUUUUUUUGUAUAAAUAAAAAAUUGAAUCCAAGCAUUGUAUUGUUUGGAUGCCAUUUAUGUUCCCCUUUGAA
Molecule: messenger RNA, 543 nt
Organism: Eublepharis macularius
Lineage: Eukaryota; Metazoa; Chordata; Lepidosauria; Squamata; Eublepharidae
Gene: SEM1
Product: SEM1 26S proteasome subunit
Exons: 3
Coding region: 89-334 (81 amino acids)
Biological process (GO): mRNA export from nucleus; proteasome assembly; double-strand break repair via homologous recombination
Cellular component (GO): proteasome regulatory particle, lid subcomplex; proteasome complex
Source: RefSeq, a predicted model, not a curated record